Onthophagus taurus is the source of this 2909-nucleotide messenger RNA. Its product is annotated as coiled-coil domain-containing protein 39-like. Gene Ontology annotation, cellular component: axoneme. Gene Ontology annotation, biological process: inner dynein arm assembly; cilium-dependent cell motility; epithelial cilium movement involved in determination of left/right asymmetry. The record is from RefSeq and is a predicted model, not a curated record. Lineage: Eukaryota; Metazoa; Arthropoda; Insecta; Coleoptera; Scarabaeidae.
UUUAAACGUAUAAUUAUUUUUUGUUGUACGUGUUUUAAGGAAGGGUUGCGUUUAAUUAAUGGGGAUGGUUUUUUGUUUACACAACCAUUUUAAUUAAUUUGUAAUCAUUUUUUUGUACGCGUUUUUUAAUUAAUUGUCCGGUUAAAAAUGGCUUUAAAUAUGGAUGAGGUUUUAAACGAAAUCGGCUGGAACAAAGGUUUUAAUAUUCCCAUAGCUAAUAAAGAAAAUCAAGGAUUGAUGUUGGAAUUUCAAAAGUUGCUGAAUCAAAGAGAAGCGUUUAAAAAGAAAUUUGAGAAUGAAACAAAUAAAUUUAAAGCUUAUGAGAAACAUUUAAAAUUCAUUAAAGAGGAAUCUGAGCAAAAUGAGAAACUUUUAAUGGAUUAUGAUCGCCAAAUUAAAACGGAAAAACAUAAAUAUUUAAAAUUAAAGUGUGAAAAUGAGAAAACUGACCAGGAUAUAAAAGGGGUGAGAAAACAUAUUGAGGAAAUCGGGGCAAGAAAUGAUGAGAAAAGGAAUGAGUUGAGUAAAGUUAUGAAUAGAAUCGAGAAAGCUAAGGUUGUCUUUAAUUGGGAUCUUGAAGCUAAUAAAUCCACGGAGGAGUGUGUCGAAGAACAACUUAAUGAUGAGAAUGUUCUAAAAAAAUAUUCCGAAUUAGAUGCGCGCAAAUUAAAAACUUUGGAAGCUCGAAGACAAAAAUUGCAAUCAUGUUUAACAGAAAAAUUGGAAAAAGCUGAGAAAAUCAAUGCAGCAAUCGCAAAUUAUCUCAGCAUGCAACAUAAAACCAAUGUAAUACUUUGCGAGCAAGAAAACGAAAAAAAAUUAUUAAUUAAGCGUUGGCAAAAUGCUGUUAAAAAUUUGAGAAAACGGGACCAAGAAAUUUCUAGAUUUAAAUGUGAUAUAAAACAAAUCGAGGAAUGCAUAAGAGAACGCGAACAAAUGUUAAAUGAAGAAGAAUCGUUUUUUCACCAACAAGAAUACCACAACAAAGAGAUGGAGAAUGAAAUUGCCGAAUUAAACGUUUUAAAUUCGCGCGCAAGAAAAGAAUUACAAGAUAGUACUAAAUUUACUUUAGAAGUAAACGUGAAUUUUACCACAACAAAAACAACUUUGUUAAUCGUUUCAACUAAAUUGGAACGUGCAAGAAAAGAAAACAAAAAUUAUAAAAACCAAAUGAAUAAAAUUAAUGAAUCAAUUCAAAAAUCAUUAACUACCAUCAGAGAGUUAGAGAUAAAACUGUUAAAAGUUAAAUCAAUUUCAACAACAGCAACAGAUAAAGCAAAACAUUUCCACGAUUUAAUUAAAAACGAAGAAAUGCUUUAUAAAAUAUUAACCAAAGAUAUUAAUAAAUCUCAAGACGUCUCUCUCAAGAACCGAAAUGGUUUGAAAGAAAUCAAUGAUGAAACGACAAAAAUAAAAUUACAAAUUCCUAAAACUUUAUUAACGAUUCGAAAUGCUCAUAACAAGGUUAACCAUGUAAUGAAAACCGUUUACUUACAAACCGAAAUGAGUUAUCGCUUAGCUUACUAUAAAUACCAACUGAAAUUGAAAAUAUCAGAUCUUGAAGGUACCUCGGAGAAAAAGGAAGACAAAGAAGUAAUGGAUGAGAAAAUAGAAGAAUUUGAAAAAAGAUUGGGGUUUCACAGAGAGAAAAGAAUCUUUUUAAAGAAUCAAGUUUUAAAAGUUGAAGAGGAAAUGAGAAGACUGACCAUGCAUAAAAUAGAGGAUGCCAAAAAAUUAGAUCGCCUAAAAAGUAAGCUACAAGACGAGAAAAUGCUUUUUGAAGGGGGCGUCAAACAAACGGCUAUUAUGAAAAUGAAAAUUCAAAAAAUGCAUGUUGACAUGAAUAUGUUGCGAUUAAAACUUUCCCAAUUAGAAAAAGCUUUAACCAAAGAAGUCGAUAACAUCUACGAUUUACAACGAUUCAAAUUAUUCUUAGAAACCACACUAAAAGAACGCGAAAUUGAAAUUAACACCCACUGUCAAAUCUUAGAAGCAUCCAAAAAGAAUUUAGAGGAAACUCGAAGUCGAUUAAAAGCUGACAUCAAUUCCAAAAAACUUCGAGUUACUCAAUUUCAACAGAAGCAUCACAUAGCACUUGCGGUGCUGGGUUCUUGCGAAGACGGGGAACCUUUAUCGAUGGAAGAAUAUAGAACGAAAGAAGAGGAACAACGGGUAUUGUUAAAGGAUGAGCACGAAGAUUUAAAACGAAAAAUUGAGAUAACCGAAAAAGAACUUCAAGCUAUGGAAAAUACUCUUCAUGUUGUUAAUAAAACGAACGAUGUGUUUUUAAGGACGUUAAUGCCCAAACAUGAGGAAAUCGAUCGGAAUGAAUCGGAUAUUAUGAAAAUGGAAGAUGAAACUAUUAAAAAAUUUGAUGUGUUUAAGGAACGAAAGAGGGUGUUUAAGGGGAUGCAAAAAAAAUUAAAUGAUACGCAAAACAAACUGGACAAGAAACGCGAAGAAUUUCAAGUGGAACUUAAACAUCGUGAAGAAUUAGAAAGUAUAUAUCUCAACGUAAAACGUGAAUUACUCGAAUAUAAUGAAAAAUUUGCCAAAAUUUUACACAAUGUAAAAACGUAUAAAAAGAAAAUAAUAUCAAAUCAACAUUCAGAGAGGACUUUGAGAAAUUUGGAAAUCAAGCAAUUCGAUGGUGCGAAUAAACAAACUCUUCAUCAAAUUGCCGUUUUAGCAAACGAAAAUGAAGCUCAAUCUCCAACGAUUGAAAAUUUGUUUUUAGAAAAUAAUUUGAGUUUACCUUCGUUGGGAAGUAAAUCGUUAUCUGUUAGUAGCAGUAGCUGUCUUUCGUUGCCGAUUAAGGGCGAUAUAAAUUUUUCAGGAAGGACAUCUACGUCAGCACUAACACAAAUAGUUUUAAAAUUUGAUGAUAUUAAUAAAUAAUUUAGCUUCAA